Molecule: messenger RNA, 1368 nt
Organism: Nyctereutes procyonoides (raccoon dog)
Lineage: Eukaryota; Metazoa; Chordata; Mammalia; Carnivora; Canidae
Gene: GIMAP2
Product: GTPase, IMAP family member 2
Exons: 3
Coding region: 68-1075 (335 amino acids)
Cellular component (GO): endoplasmic reticulum
Molecular function (GO): GTP binding
Source: RefSeq, a predicted model, not a curated record
GAGCUGACAGUUCACAGGUUUGAACUGGGAGUCAUCUGUUUCUUUUGACAAUAACUCAGGAACAGCAAUGGACCAACACGAAUGUGAUCACUCCGGACUGUAUAUAAAGAACCAAGGUUCCAGAGAAUCAAAACUGAGAAUCAUUCUGGUGGGCAAAACAGGAACUGGCAAAAGUGCCACAGGGAACAGCAUCCUCAGGAAGCAAGCAUUUGAGUCACGGCUGGCUGCACAGCCCUUCACUAAGACUUGCAGUGAAAGCCAGGGAAGCUGGGGAGAGAGAGAGAUGGUCAUUAUUGAUACACCAGAUAUGUUUUCUGAGAAGGACAACUCUGAUUCCCUGUACAAAGAGGUGCAGAGAUGCUACUUACUCUCUGCACCAGGACCACAUGUGUUGCUCCUGGUGACCCAGCUGGGCCGAUUCACCACCCAGGACCAGCAGGUUGUGCAAAGGAUGAAGGAGAUCUUUGGAGAAGAUGUCAUGAGACACACAAUUGUCCUCUUCACCCACAAGGAAGACCUCAAAGGAGAAUCCUUGACAGAUUACAUCCACGACAUGGAUAACAAAGCCUUGUGCAAGCUGGUGGCAGCAUGCGGGGGUCGAGUGUGUGCUUUUGACAACCAUGCUACAGGGAGUGAUCGGGAUGACCAAGUGAAGGAGCUAAUGGCCUUGAUGGAAGACCUCGUAUUGGAAAGAAGGGGUGAGCACUACACCAAUGGGCUCUACGGCCUAGUAACAGAAUGUGGAUCUGUGUGGUCAAGGGAAAGGUUAAAGGCUUUCAGAAGAGAUCUUAUGAAGUACAUGGAAAAUCAGAGAUGUUACUCCACCACAGCCAAAGAAAAUUAUCUGAAACAAGCCCUAAUCAGAACCCUAGUCUUUAUUUUAGGUUUUAUUCAUUUGUUUGUCAAAUUGCUAAUUCUGUUAUUUUGUGUAUUGUAUAGAAUGUGCAUCUUGUUUUGCUGCUUUCUUUUUAGUGUAUGCUGUUUGUUCUGUAGCCUACUAUUAACGAUAGCCAAAACAUUAAUGAUAAGUUUGAAAAAGAUCACUAGACUGGAAGGCAAGACUCGUAGAUUAUAGUUACAGGUCAGCGAUUGUUUAUUCAUGGCCAGAUACUGGGUGAAUCCAACUGCCUCCCCUGUAAGACACAGUGCCUAACAUCAUUAAAUGUUUGUAAUUCUGUUGUAUUUAAAUCUUAACAUCACUCUAUUGAUGAACCAAGUUCUUUUAAAAGAUACUGUCUGUUUUGGAAUACAGUAUGAAAACCUUUUGAAGGCUAUAAACACAAGAUUCCUCUCAUUUGCAAAUCUCUAAAGCCAGUUUUAUGUUCCUGGAAACUUGUUUUCUUCUUUAUGAUACUCCUAUUUCUACUG